AUGGAGAGUGGAGAUGGCACCGUGGUGGUAGCACGAGCACCCGCGCCAGCACCGCCGUCGCCGGCGGAAGAAAUCCUUGGCUCAGUGACCACCUUCUGCAUGGCGGAAGAUCCCGAAAAUGGGCACACACUGCGAACGAGCGCCCGGGUGAAGCACAAGAUGCGAAUCCAGGACUCGAUUCGCUGUAACCCUCCGCCGGUCGGAAGCGAUCGGAAGGAGCCGAACAAAGCGAACGCACCACCGACCGGUGCGGCACCGGGGCCGAAAACGCCGGGCCAGCAGCAGAAGCGGAUGCGCGUCAUCUGGAGUAACCACGAUAAAAAUCUGUUCUUCGAGGCACUCAACGAGUACGGCAAGGAUUUCGAGGCGAUCCUGAACUACAUGAACAGCAAGAAGCGCCGCAAGGAGAGUGUGGCCGACGGGCAGCAGACUUUCAAGAUAAAGGACGUGCGGCUGCUGUACUACCAGAUCAAUCAGACGGUUUCGAAGUAUCUAAACUUUUCGGACGAAAUCCGCAAGGAAGCCCAGGAGCUGUACGCCCUGAUCAACUACGGCGAGAUGCGCAAGAAGGUGCCGUUUCAGAACAAAAAGUAUCUGCACAAACUGAAGGACCUGGUCUGCAAAGGGUUCACGACGGUGCGCGAGAAGGGCAAAAAUAUACGCAUCAAAACGCCGUCCUGCCGGGCGCUCCGGAAGCUGAACCAGCUGGAGGAGUGGCAGGAGGAGAUCAAGCUGCCGCCGCGGGUGGACGUGCUGCUCAAGCCGUGCACGAUGGCGGCCUGGGCCCGGGUCCAAUCGUUGGCGCAGAAUCCGUGCGUGCGGAUUACGGUCACCAUUCAGAAGCGGCUGUCGGCGCUGCUGCAGCUGUUUCAGCAAAAGUGGCGCACGCAACACCAGCGUCUGGUGGAACGCGUGGAUGAGAUGAAAAAGGCGGCCCUCUCGAUACCGUCGAAGAUUCCUCGGCAGCGCCUGUUGAACGAUGUCCACUUUUGCUCCCAAAUAGCGGCUACGGCGGCAGAAGGCGCAGAACCUUCACCAUCGGCCAGCGUGCUGCUGCACUUUCGGCCACUGCAGUCCGCCAUCAUCCACCGACCGAUGAUCAAUUUGAUUGAGUUUCAGAGCAACACCAGCAUCUGUCUGAACUCGUACGAGCGCCGAAUAGGCGUGAAGGUACGCAGCGAGACACUGACCGGCGAUAAGUUGGCCAAAGAUUGCAAAGAUCGCCCACCAGCGAACGUCAAGCGGCAACGGUGUGACAGUGGCUCGGACAAGGUGGCACCGGACGGCAAAAAGAUGAAGCCGGCCGGUGACGCGAAAGACGAGAAGCACAGCACCCUCCUGGUCCUGGAGUUACCGUUGGGCGAUAGUUGUAAGUCAUCAAACUCGUGCAGCAGCGAACAGAUGGAGCUGAAAGAUGUGGAUUACCUCGGUGACGAUGCCAAGCCUGGUGGCAGUGCUUCGACAUCAUUUUUUACCCUACACAGUCUUCCCGGAAAGCUUGAGCUGGACCAGAAGCGGACCACCGCCACGCAGGAACUUUUCAAUUUGCAUAGCGAUACGUCGAGCGAUGGAUUUGUCGCGGUCGAAGGUGACGGCAAAGGUCACGCGGAUAACAAUGGAAACUCGGCCGGCGAGGACGUGGCGAAGCCCCCGGUGAAGCGAAAGUUGCAGCCCAGUAGGCGGAAAGGCUCGAAGCCCGCGCUACCCACGAUCAAUGAGUUUAGGCCGCUGGUUUCCGAGAAAGAAAUUCGGAAGAUACGCGACGGUUGGACGAUGGCCAACGCAGGCGAUCUGACCGUGGGUGAUCUGUACAUCAUAUUCGGGGAAGACAUGAAGCUGAACCUGGAGUACGAUUGGCGGCUCGCGGCUGAGACUCGCGAGGUGGGCGAAGAUGACGAAGGAACCGCCGACGGUCAGGCGAGUGAGGUUCCGUUGAACCACGCAGUUAUUGCGUCACCGCACACCGACAGCAGCGUGGCAGCGAAAGAGGAUGCUACGUGCAGUAGAAUGGGUAGUAGCACUAGUAGUAGCAGUAGUAGCAGUAGUAGCACUAGCAGUAGCAGCAUCAGCGUAAGUGGUCGUCUCAAGCAGCUGCUGCUGUUGGUCAACUUGGGCGAUAGGACUUUCAAGAAAAAGUGUCUCUGUGGACCUGGUAGUGAUCGAAAACCAAAGCGAAUAGAUAUUGAUGGCGAUUCGUUGCCGACACCGUGCGACAAUUGUGCACUCUUCAAGCAGCCCAUGUUGCCCGUACGCAGCACCAACAGCAGCCUCAUGUCGAACCUCCACAUACCGUCGCAGGUGCGGUACAAGCAGAAGCGUUGGUGGCGAUCUCGGAUCAAUCAUCAGCAUACGCCGCACCAGCAACCGAUGCCACUGCAACCGCUGCCACUGCCUUCCGGUUCGGUCCGAGCGCAUCCGUCAUCGCACUCGGUUAUUAGUAGUACAUUAAAGGACAUCAAGAAUCGUGCCUUACUCGUCGCGGGAGCGAAUAGCGUCGCACCGGAAGCGAGCAGGAACGCCCGCCACAGCAUCUACGUGGAGGAGAACGCCAACGAUAUCGUGAAGCCGCUGACGCCCGCCGCAACGGCAACCGAUGCGUCGUCGUCGUCGUUCACGGGCCGACGCAGCAGCACCGAUGAGGACAGCUGCAUAAGCCUGUUUGAUGUGUCCCUUCCGUCGACGUCGUCCUCGUUGAUGGCAAACAUUUUCACCUCCAGCGGGGAAUCGGUGGACAACGUUUCCGAGAUCCUGCCCGACUCGGAGAUCGAGGAAAAGAUGCUGGACACGGACUUGGCCGACAUUUCGUUGACCAGCGUGUUCGAGCGGUUCGAUGCGGCGUUCCGCGACCAGCACGACGAAGACGACGAUCAGCUUCCCCACGGAAUGCCUCAAAAGGACAACGACAUGGCCAUAUCAGAGCUCGGAGAGAGCAGCAUCGAUUACAUUGCGCGCUUCGAGGCGAUUGCCGCAGAACUCAGGGCUCAACAGAACACUUAG
Molecule: messenger RNA, 2997 nt
Organism: Anopheles bellator
Lineage: Eukaryota; Metazoa; Arthropoda; Insecta; Diptera; Culicidae
Gene: crm
Product: protein cramped
Exons: 4
Coding region: 1-2997 (998 amino acids)
Biological process (GO): pattern specification process
Cellular component (GO): nucleus
Molecular function (GO): chromatin binding
Source: RefSeq, a predicted model, not a curated record